Solenopsis invicta (red fire ant) is the source of this 550-nucleotide messenger RNA. Its product is annotated as radial spoke head 1 homolog. NCBI's taxonomy places the organism in Eukaryota, Metazoa, Arthropoda, Insecta, Hymenoptera, Formicidae. The coding region runs from base 1 to 453 and encodes 150 amino acids. The record is from RefSeq and is a predicted model, not a curated record. The transcript is spliced from 3 exons.
AUGAAACAAAGUAGCCCAAAAAUCUUCAAAUCAGCCUCCAAUAUUAAAAAUUGGAACUUAGAAAUCGGUAGUGCGAGAUUUACUUUUAAAAACGGAGAUAACUACGAGGGAAAAUAUCUAAUAAAUGUUGACAGACGCACCUUAGUUAAACAAGAUCAUGGAGUGUACACAACUGAUAAUUUCGACAUCUACGACGGGAAAUGGUACGAUGAUACAUUUGGCAGCGAUGAAUUUCACAUCCGGUACAAUAAUAAUACACAAUAUAAGGGGAACGUUGAUGCGAAUGGGGCGAUGAAUGGUAAAGGUACAUACUUUUUUCCCGAUGGAUCCUCAUUGAUGUCAACAUGGUACCAAAACAAGCCUGUCUCAAAUAUUGUUUGCAGAGAGCCGCUUGGAUAUGAGUGGACAACCACAUCAAUUUCAGAUAGCGUUUGUAUAAAUACAAAAUUAUGAAGAUAUAAGUUUCUUUAUAUAGAUUUGUAUUAUAUUAUAGUUUUAUUAAAAAUAUAUUUGUCUUUUACAGUAUGUUAUAUUUACAACUGUUAAUCAA